Molecule: messenger RNA, 819 nt
Organism: Verticillium alfalfae VaMs.102
Lineage: Eukaryota; Fungi; Ascomycota; Sordariomycetes; Glomerellales; Plectosphaerellaceae
Exons: 1
Coding region: 1-819 (272 amino acids)
Source: RefSeq, a predicted model, not a curated record
AUGCCUACUUGCUCAGGAUUCAACAGCAGCGUCAGCAUGACCUUCAUCGGCACGGCGACCGCUAUUCUUGAGAUCGACGGUGUCAAGUUCCUGACCGAUCCCUUCUUCGCGCCGGCUAAGACUUCCUAUCAACACCCAGAGCGCGGGUACCAGCUCUUCAACCACGACGAACCCGCUCUGACCCUCAAAGAUCUUCCUCCUAUCGACGCCGUCCUCCUCAGCCAUGAAGACCACUGGGAUAACCUCGACGAGCUUGGCCGCCAGCUCCUCGACGGCCGCCAUGUAUUCACCACGAUGGACGGUGCUAAGCAACUGGCCCCUCGGCCAGGCGUCGUCGGCAUGCGGCCGUGGCAGGAAAACACGAUUGCCUUGGGCGGCAAGACGUUCCGCAUCACGGCUACGCCCGCCGUCCACGUUCCCGGCGACGAGUGCACCGGCUUCAUCCUCACGACCGAGUCCUUUGGCAAACACCCCGACGGUCGUCCCAACGCCCUAUACUUCAGCGGCGACACCGUGUACACGGAUGAGCUCCCUGCGAUGGCCGACAGAUUCCAUAUUGCGGCCGCCAUUAUGAACAUUGGCGAUGCUCGUUUCCAAUUUGAGCCUGAGCCUGCCCCGAAAACCCAGAUCACCAUGGGCGGUAAGGACGCAGCCCAGCUGUUCCGCGCCAUCAAGGCCGACUGGAUCAUCCCCAUGCACUUCGACGGUUGGGACCACUUCACGCAAUAUCAACAGGAGUUGACGAAUGCUUUCGAGGAGGCUGGUGUUCAUGGGCAUGUCAUCUGGCUCAAGCUUGGAGAGCCAGUCAAAAUCUUUUGA